AUUGGUUAAUCUAUGAUAAGUAGGUCAAUCAUCUCAUGAAAAGUUGUAGUUCUUGUAGUAUAUGUCAAAUAAAGGUUAGGAUAUUUGAAAUUCUGUUUUGUUUGUUGCCCAAAAAAAUUUAUAUAUUGAAAAAUUUUAAAAUGCCUAAGGAAAAUAAGAGAAAAAUUUGGGAAAAGGAAAGAAGAGAUCAUUUGAAAGAAGCUUUCAUCAAAUUAGAAAAACUUCUGCCGUCUUAUGACCCAUCAUGCUCUUUUUCAAGGAUAGAUGUUAUAACAAAAAGUAUAGAAUAUAUUCAAGAAAUGAAGAAUGUAGUUCAAGAGCUUUCGAAUAAACAAAGUGCAGUGAAUCCCAAGGUCCUUAAAAUGAAGAAUCUCCAAGAUAGAAUUAAAAGAUUAGUGAGCAGAAUGGAGAUAUUGAGCAAAUUAUUGAGAGAAGCAAAAAUACCUAUACCUAAUGCUCGAAGUUGGAAAGACUUCAGUUAUAGAAAUUAUAAAUGGAGUGGCAAAAUAAAUGAACAAACAUUUUUAGCUCAUAAAAAUAAGAAAAAAAAGAAAAAUGAGAUUGAUGAUAUUAAUGGAAAUGUGAACAGUCAGAAAUCCAAUAGGAAAACAAAGGGUGAAUCUAAUUCUUUUACUUCAGUCCAAAAACAUCGUAAAAACAAUGUUAAUAGAGUUACAAACGAAGUAUCUCCAAAACAAGAGCCUUUACAUCUACCUACUUCAAAUUGUGUUAUAAUUUAUACACAAGCAUAUAAUACAGCACCCUGCUAUUUGGUCACUAGUGCCCCUAGUAAACUUUCAGGAUGUUCACAAACAGUCAUCACAAACUCAAUUGUGGGAUCAAAUCCUGUUAUGACUACGAAUGCUACAGGAUCAGGAAGUAGGAAAGCUGUGACAGAAUAUAAUUCGAAAAUGCAAACCCUCGGUGCUGGAACACUAAUAUUAGCUAAUGGCAGUAUUUAUCCAGUGCUACCACAACCUCAACCUAUUUUACAAACCCCCAUGCUUGUUCAAGUUACUAAAAAUUCAAAUGGAAUGAUUAUCCAAUCCGACAAUGGAAAAGCUGAAAAAAAGGAAAACAUUGAGCAGAAUACUUCAAAUAAACCUAAAAAAUUCAAGAAGGAAUCAGCGACAAAAAAAUCCUUGGUCAGUCAUACAAAUGAUCAAAAUAGUGAGAAUUCAAUUCCACAAGUAUGUAUAAAACCGAAAUUUUCUACCAAUGUUUUGCGCUGUGGUCCAAACCUAAUCGUGAGUGAAAGUUCUUUAUUAGCAGCACAAAUCAAUAAAAUACCCAUUUCUUCUUCUUCUACUUGUAAUUACCUCAAGCCAAAGAUUCCAUUGGUGGUUAGAAAUAAAAAAAAAGCCGCAGGAAGAAAAGGAGGGCAGAGACCAGUGAGUAGGAUGGCUUUGGAAAAAAUUGGAAAAAUGUUUAGAAAAAGAGAGAUGGAAGAAAAGAAAAAAGCAGCUGAGGAAUACAAAUUAAAGGAAUCAUCCGUAAAUGACACUGAUAUAACAAACAAGCUGAUGCCUCAAAAGGAUGUGUCGAACAUAGUAAUUUCAGAAAGUCAACUGGAAAAUGGAUUGAAUUCAAUUGAAACAGAAGUCGUUCAGACAACUGAAAAUAAUUCAAAGUUGCAAAAAACUGUAUCUAUUAUUGCAGAUGACUUAGUGAGAGAAUCAAAUGAAAAAGCUGAAUCAGUAUUUGGGAGUGGAUCUGAAAUUACUGAAGACUCGAAACAUGAUAAUUUGGUAUCAAAAGAAGAGGAAAAGAUUCCACUAAAAGAGGAAAAUUAUGUUGAAGAGAAACAAGAGAAAAAUUUGAAUGAAUCAUUGCGCUUGACUGAGAUGCACCCCAAAACUCCCCAACCCGAGAUCCCUUCAGAUGUUCGAAAUAAGGAGACUGAGCUCAAUCAGAUUACUAAUAAUUCUGGAAAUGAAGAAAUUACUGAAACAUUGCAAGUUGUUGAUGAAUCGGAAAAUAAUGACACACUUCCUGUAAAUCAGAUACGAAACGAUGAACAAAAUUUAAGAACCGAAAGUAACUUAGAUUUAGAAAAUGUAUGCAAUAUGAACACGCAGUUGAAAAAUUUAGAUUUGCAUCUUGGACAUUCAGAAUUGUCAAAUGAUAUUUUUGCCUCACUUCAAGUUCCACCUGGUUGUCAAAAUCCAGAAUCCACAUCACCAACUGCCGCUUUUCUUCUUGCAUUUCCUCUUGUGUCAUCUUUGACAGGUGUCAAAGUUACUGAGGUUAUGGAUGAAGAUAACCCCGAUAGCCAAAGGGAAACUCCUACUCUUUUACAGAUCGGUAAUCUGGAUAACACGAAAUCAGUACAGUCUGAAAGUUUCAAUUCUAAUCUAUUGAAUAUGGAUUUCUUUUCUUCGAAGGAUAUUUAUGGCGGAUUUUAUAACUCUUUCGAACAGCAUUUGAGCAGUUUGACUGCCCUACCAUCUAGUAAUCCGAGUGAUAGUCCUAAAAUAACAGAAAAAAGCACUGGUAGUUCCAAGUUUGGCGAUAAUUUCAAAACUUCAAAUAACAUGGAGAAUAGCGAAAUAUCGAGUAAUUCUAAACAGACUUCGAUAAAUGAACAUAUAUUUUCAACAGCAAGAAAUUGUGGAGUUCCUUACAAUAGAAAUUUUUCAUCCAGCAUUGAUUGUCAACCAAAUUUUGCUUUUGAUAGUCAAAAACUGACCAAUUCAGUAUCAACGAAUGAAGGUCCUAAAGAUCAUAUUCCACCUCCCGUAUCAUAUUUGCAUAAAUCAACAUCACAAAAUGGUUUGAUAAAAGAAACACAGAAUAUUAAUGAAAACCUCAAUCUACAAUCUACAAAGACCAUUAAAAAAAUAGAAACCAAUCAGUCUCUUCCAGAGAAUGUUGACUCUAACCAUUUCUCUAAGAAUUCGGAACCGAAAGUCGAAUCUACGACAAAAAAUAUCAGAAACAGUUUUAUGAAACGAGAAACUUGUGAUAACAUUUUCAACAUUGAAAAUAUCAAUAAUAAUCUUUCAAGUGUACAUAAAUGUAUAGAACAAGUGAACAACAUGAAUUUUCAUGAAGAAAAACAAAAAUCGCUGAUUUCUGAAGAUUUUAAUCCACAAAAUUCUGGUACAAAAAAUAAUAUUCAAACGUUAUUCAAUGAGAACAUUCAAAAUACACAAAUAUCCUUCACGCCCAACAAAAACUUCAUAUCGACUUCAAUGCAAUCUGAUCAGGUGCACACCCAAUUCAAUGUUGAUAACAACGUUUCUUUGGUUUCUAAGAAUAUGAAUGGUAAAAACUCAUCCAACUACAGUCAAUUGAAUCAACAAGAUUCGUCAUCAAAGCCAUUCAUUCAACCGUAUUUUAUACCCGAUAAAAACUACCUAGAUAUAUCUGAUCAGAGCAACAUCAAGUCUUUCAACAUGGAUGGCAGAAAUAAUGACACCCAGAAAUAUUUCAAUUACAAUAAUUUCGAUUCGGAGAACAAAAAAUCUCUCAAGAAUAACGAAAUGAGCUUUGAUUUUAAUAUAGAGAAAAAGGGAACACCUGUUGCUAAAGCCGUUGAAUCCAAAGAGUUGCCUUCUAGUUGUAAUAUGGCUUAUUCAAACACAAUUUAUGAUAUCAAUAAUAUAACAAGAGUAUGUACGUGUGCUUACAGUUCGAAUAAACCUACUUCAGAACCUCUUUAUACAAAUAGUAAUAAUAAUAGCAAUUGUAACUACUACUCUAACAGUCAAAGCUACUUGAGUGAAUCAUGUUAUAAGAUUGUAAGAAACGAUAAAAACCAGGUGGCAUCGAAUAUAGAACCAUACACAAAUUAUAAGAAAACAGAUUUCAACAAUACAUAUUACUCCGAUAAUAUGAGAAAGAAUAAUGCAGCUUCUUCGAAAUCUCAGAAUCACCAGGAAAAAUCUACUUACAAUUGGAUGACAACUCCUUCAAAAUCAACAUCAGAUCAUAUUACUUCUAAUUUUCCAAAAGAUGAUAUGAUUUAUUCGAAUGCCAAUCUUAUUAGCGGUAAUCAAUCAACUUAUUUCAAUACUACAUCUAUGUAUUCAGCCGAACUUAAUAGUAAUUUAAGUCAAACAUCGAAAAAAACAUUUGAUUUAUCGCUUGGAAACACGAAUUACCAAAAAUCAGAAAUGGAAGAAGGUCAAAAUCAGUUCUCUUGGUCACCAACCAAAAUGCCUCAGUUUUUAGAUUCCGUACCCAGCUUCGUAUCUUCCACAUUGCCGACCCUGGUUGGAGAUCUUGCUUUAGGUUCUUCCAACUUUACUGAUCCAAAAUAUGAAUAUCCAACAAAUAGAUUUGUGAAAGACACAAAGAAUAAGGUUACUAACAAAAUGGCUUAUGAAAAUCAAAAUAAUUUCUUUUCAGUUAGUCAACUAGUACAUCAAACUGAUAAAACUGUACCUGCCAAGCCUACAAGACGUAGAAAUAGUGGAAGUACAUCAAAAAAUAAUGUAAUGAAAAAUAAGAAAAUGGGUAAAAGUGUUGAAGAACAGAAGAUAAUAUCCCAAUGUUUCAACAAGUCUCCAGGAAGCCAGAGUAAUGCUAAGGUUGAUAAUAAGAAUUUCAACUGCAAACAGACAAACAAUAGUGGUUUUUGUGAUAAGAGACGUACUUUAAAAGUGUCUUCCAGUAGUUAUUCUGCAGAAGCAUUAAUUGGACACCAAGGCCAAUCUGAUAAUAGUUCAAAAAAGGACCAAUCAUUUUGUGGUAACAGCAUGAAGAAUAUAUCUGUCCCUCCCUAUAUACCUGAUAAUAUAAUGCCAUACUUCCCCCCAGUUGAAUUACAACAAGAAAAUAUAAUGCAACAAAAUCAAAAUUACCAAAAUUUUCCUAACUUCACCACGUUUUCGAAUAAUACAUAUUCGACAAAUACUUUUAUACCUUCAAGUACGAUCACUACACCGUACAUCAGUUCUGCACCUUUUGUAACUGAAAUUGGAGUUGGAAAUGAAUUCACAUCAGAUAGUGUAAGUCUAUUCCAUAAUAACUCAAUGAAUAAGAUUAAAGUACCACCUAAAAACAACUCUGGGAAUAGAGAAGAAAAGAACAUUCAUGGUAAUUCAUGUUCAAGUAUUGGAAUGAAAAAAGGAAAGAAAAAAUCAACAAAUGAUGUCAAUAUAACAUCUAACUUGGUUGAUUUCCCGUUUUUACAUGUACCAGGAAGUAUAAACUCACCCUUACUUCCGGAUGAUUUCCAUUCACAUUCGACAUUCUUACCUCCACCUCCAACUCAGCCACAACUUUAUUCUUGUAAGAAUACCUUAUACACUCCAAAACAAAAUACUAUUACCUCAACUACGCCUCUACUACCUCUACCUCCAAUACCUCCUGUUACUAGAUCAGGAAUACAACAUCCAGAGAUAUCUCCAUCUCUAAACUCUGUUGGAAAUUCAUUAACUAAUUUCAAUUUGAGUACUAUAUUCCCUGAAAUUACAAGGAGUUCAAUAGCUGAUAUCUAUUCGGAAAAUCAAACUAAGGAACAGAACACCAGCAGACAUUAUCCAAACAGUUCGGUUCCUUUCAAUUCUAAGCCGACAUUUACGUAUCCAAAUGGACCAAUCACACAGCCUUAUGGAAUUGAUAACAGAUGAACUUGUUGAAGUAAUUUUGAGGCCAAUUUAGUCAAGCAGGCAAGUCAUGUAACUUUUGAUCAAGGUGAGAUCUUCCCGAAAGAAGAAAGUUUGAAUUUUUGAAAGAAUGUUGCUCAGAGUUGUGGAUGAUGAACUUAUAACAAGUGAUGGAGUAUAUCUUUGUUAUUGAACUGAACAAAUACGAAAAACACUGUAAAUGUCAGUCUAAGAUUUAUUAUUUCCACUUUCGAUGCAAAAUAUAUCAACACAAGAACAAAAAAAUAGAUAUAUUCAAAAUUCGUGGAUAGUCUUUUCCAGCCAGCUUCAUGGAAAUAGCCCUUAAAGUCCCGAGUACUUAUAGCUCUGGAAGGUGGAUGGAUUGACUGAAUUUUUUUUCCUUGAAGGAUUCAGAAUUGGAAAUAAUAAACCUAAAAUUGGAAGAUAAAUAAAUCAUUAUGUCAUCUU
Messenger RNA from Harmonia axyridis, 6023 nucleotides. RefSeq lists its product as uncharacterized. Gene Ontology annotation, molecular function: protein dimerization activity. Lineage: Eukaryota; Metazoa; Arthropoda; Insecta; Coleoptera; Coccinellidae. The record is from RefSeq and is a predicted model, not a curated record. The transcript has 7 exons. Bases 36 to 5579 code for a protein of 1847 amino acids.